AUGAUGUCUAAAGAAGAACAGGAAAUCGUACCAUUCAAUAAAAUUCAAGGAAUAGCUUCGACAAAUGUACCAGCAUAUUCUAAUGAAUAUAAUGAUUUUGUUUCCUUUGAAGGAUUUUAUGUUCAUGGAAUAUAUACUGGUUGCAAAUGGCACUGUGUUGAAUUUGCUCGUCGAUGGUUAUUACUUCGUAAAAGUUGUAUCUUUCAAAAUAUUAGGUUUGCUGCUGAUAUGUGGCAAGAAUUGAAAUAUGUCGAACGUGUUACUGAUGGUGAAAAAUUUCAUCUAAAAAUUCAUUCGAAUGGAUCACCACAUAAACCUCAAUGUGGUGCUUUACUUAUCUAUCCUCGUAGUGAAGACGCACCAUACGGACAUGUUGCCAUCAUAUGUGAAGUUCAAGAAAAUUCUAUUCGUAUAGCUGAACAAAAUUAUCAAUUUCAUUAUUGGUCAAGUGACUAUGCUCGUCAAAUUCCCAUGAUAUAUCGAAAUGAUUGUUAUUAUAUUGAAGAUCAAGAUAAUGUUUAUGGAUGGAUGGAAAUUGAAAAUAAUAAUCAAUUAAAACCAUUAGACGAAUCAAAUAUAAAUUUCAUCCUUCCAAAAUAUCAACAACCACAACCCAUUAGUGAAUUACAACGUUGUUUUAUUAUGAAUAAAACUUUUAACAAUGAUUAUUUACCAUUCAAUGUUGAUAAUCGAACAGAAAAGUUUCUUAUGCAAUCCGAUGAAAAUGAUAGUUAUUAUUAUAAAGCAAAUGAAAAUUUUUUUGUAAAUAUUAGUAAUACAUCAAAUGAAUUGUAUCGACUAUUUAGGCAAGUUACAGAUCGUAUUAUUCAUAAUGAUGAAUUUUUAACACUUUUUGAAAUACCGAUCCAAUUUUGGUCCAGAAUUCGUCGAUCAUGGGAAAAUGAAGGAGAUCUUGAUAUAUUAGAUCAUAUGAGUUUUAAUUUUGAUGGACAAAAUUUGAAACUAUGCCAAUAUCAAGCUAAUCAUGCGUUAAAAACUCUUCAAUAUGCUGUUAUACAAGAAAAACGGGCUCUAGCGAUGAAUGUCAAUUAUAAUUUUACGUCUAGUUUUCAAUUAUAUCAUCUUUUAGUAAGACAAUGGAAAAGAUUAAAUAUAAAAACCCUGAUUCAUAUAUUAAUUGAUAAUGACGAAGAUGAUUUAGAGACUAUUUUGUUUAUACAAAAGGUAAUGACAGAAGCAGGUAUUACUUCAAAAUUAUGUCUAUUGUCGAAUGGUCUCUCUUGGAAAGAUUCAAUGAUUAUUGACAAAGAUGGUGAAAUUGUUAAAACUGUUUGGAAAUUAUGGAAUUGGGAAACAAUCUUUCUAAACUUAAGAAAUCAGUAUUGUAAAAAUGAAGAAGACAAUGAAUGGGAAUCAAUGAAUGACGAAAGUCCAUGUAUCAGCGAUAUUUUAUUAAAUGAACAAAUUAGAAUUAUCGAACCUUUAUGGAAAUCUAUUACAAAUCAUAGCGCAUUUUUAUCGAUUUUAUAUGAAAUUUUUCCAAAUCAUCCUAACAUUUUACAGAAUGAAUGGUUUUCAUCAGAAAAUUCAGAACAUCUUCCCUGUAUCGAUUGGUCGAUGAUAGAACUGAAUAAUGGUACCAUCAAAUCGUAUGCUGAUCAAUUUGCACGUAUCGAAUGUAGAUUAGUGGCUAAUCUAGAUUUUGCUAAACAUCAUGGUAUGAAACCUAAUAUCAAUAUUCAGGAAGAACUGAGUCGAGGUGGCUUCUUCUCGAUACAUUCUGCAUCAUGGGAUGCUGAACAAUCACUUGUCGCUAAAAUUAUACUUGAUCCUAUGGCACAUCCUGAUGUAGCUUAUCUAGAAGCACAUUUUCAUCGUACUGUUGCCAACUUAAAUAUUGAACGCACGGUACCGCUUCGAUAUCUCUACGAAGAAGAUAACAUACAACAUUAA
This is a messenger RNA of Rotaria sp. Silwood1, 1914 nucleotides long. The record is from the annotation of a GenBank genome assembly. NCBI's taxonomy places the organism in Eukaryota, Metazoa, Rotifera, Eurotatoria, Philodinida, Philodinidae.